AACUCCUCGCCUGUCCAAAAAUGCGGGUCGCUCUGAGCGGCUGCUAAUAUGCGGGGACUACAACACCCAGGUUACCCUGUGGUCGGGAUCCCGCAUCACGUGAACUCGCCUCGUCCCCGCUCGUCGUUCCUCCCUCUCCCCCAGAUGGAAAAUGGCAGUGCUGAGCCCUGGGGAGCGAUGGGCUGAAGCAUUAAUUGAUGAGCUCAGAAGAAAUCCGUGCCCAUCCGAGGAAGCGAGAGACAACUUUGACUGCUGUGGCUGUAGCGAUUGUAUGAGGAUGAAAAAAGAGCAUGUGUGUGACAGUGGAAGGAACCCAUCCAUCUCUGGGGAAAGUAGCAUGACCUAUACAAAGGAACAGCUGCUUGGGGUGCAAAGGAUAAAGAACAGUAAGAAUUACUAUGAGAUUCUAGGUGUUGGGAAAAAUGCGAAAGAUGAAGAACUGAAGAAGGCUUACCGAAAACUUGCCCUUAAAUUUCACCCAGACAAGAACUGCGCUCCAGGAGCAACAGAUGCAUUUAAAGCAAUAGGCACGGCUUUUGCCGUUUUGAGCAACCCCGAGAAGAGAUUGCAGUACGAUCAAUUUGGAGAUGAAGAAGAAACGUUUUAUACCAACCUACCCAAGCAUUAUAACUAUUAUCGAGAAUUCGAAGCAGACAUUACGCCAGAAGAAAUAUUUAAUAUGUUUUUUGGAGGAAACUUCCCUACAGGAAAUAUACACAUGUUUUCAAAUUCAUCAAUGGACCCCCCAUGUUAUCAGCAGCGAAACAGGCAUGAGAGGACUUGGACGCAGGAGGAAGAGGAGGAAGAAACUAGACCACAGAAUACCUACUCAGCAUUUAUCCAGUUACUGCCAGUCUUUAUUAUAGUAGCUGUGUCGAUAAUAACUCAGCUAAUGGCUUCUAAUCCACCCUACAGCCUCUUCAAAUCGACUCUAGGGCACACUAUUGUUAGAGAAACACAGAACCUGCAGGUGCCUUACUAUGUUGAUAAAAACUUUGAAAAUAACUAUAAUGGCGAAGAACUUGAAGAGCUUGAAAAACACAUUGAAAAAGAUUAUAUUGACUACAUCCAGACUAGCUGCAGGAAAGAAAAACAACAAAAAUCAGAGUUAUCUAAUUUGGCGAAGCUAUACAGAGAUGAGCGCCUGAAACAGAAAGCCGAAUCCGUAAAACUUGAGAACUGUGAAAAGCUCUCCAGUCUCAUAGGAAUACAAAGGAGUCGCUAAUCGGCUGAGGCAUAAGGGGAGAAGUGAGCAGUACUGACAAACCAUAUAUGCUAUUGGUAGGAAUUUCAACUUGGCUCUGCUUUCCUUUUAUAACCAAGAGGAAAAACGUAAUCUAGAGACUUAGAACGGUAUCCUUAUCGUGUAUACAGAGCUAUAUGAACUGAGCCAUAGAGGCAACUUUUGCUGUAAUAUAUAUACAGUACAUUUGAUUCCAAGGCCCAGUAGUAUUUAAAUGUUAGUGAUUCCUUGGAGGUUUUAUUGCAUUUGGCAACAGUCUUCAUUUGAUACUUUGCUGUCGUUCAGGUGCUAAGCACGGGCUUCCCAGGAAUCUAGCCCUCAUGCUCACUGUUCUUGCCAUGAGCAUGGAGCAUGGAGCCCAUUCACUGUUCUUGACAUGAGCAUGGAGCCCAUUCAAUGUCAGAUCAGUAAAUCAUCAGCAUCUUACCUUGUCAUUCCCAUAUUUAUCUGAAGCUGCUGUCUACCUGACUUGCAACAAAAGCUUAGGCGGAAGGAAAAAAAGAUUUGCUCUGCUAUCGGUUUUUAUACGGUAUGUCUCACUGUUCUGUUUCAGUAGACGUUGCAAAAAAGAGGCUUCAAGGAUUUUUAUUUAUUUAUUUAUUUUGUUGUUAUUGAUGAUGGUGUUAUAAAACAUGUAAAAGUUUCUAAGCAUUGUACAGAGAUUAAAAGGUAGGACAGUCCAGGCUCACACUCCCAAAGGCACGAUACAAUAGGGAAGAGGAAGAGGAAAGCCAGCAUUUGAGCACUAGCUCCUUCUCUAGCCAAUGGACGGGAACAGAUUGGUUUUACCCUAGCCCAGAGAUGUAGCCCUGGAUUUUCAGUGUAUCCUUCUAGUUAAUGAACCAAGGCUCAACGUUUGGCCAUCUGGACCAUGUGGGAGAAUAAAUGCUCACUGUAAUUUUUGGCAAGAUCUGGGUCCCAACAGCUAGAAAAUAGAUAAUCGUAUCCGCCAAUGGUCACUUCUCUGUUCUACCUUAUCCUGAAUCCAGUUUCCAGAGGAAAUUCAGGGUAGCAUUUUAAUGAUAUGUUUAUAACAGUGUGCACCUUAAAUGCCUCUAAAUUUCUCUAGGAUAGCAGAUUAUUGAAGAUGUGUUUAAAGUCUAUAAUUUUGGCCUGUGUGGUUUAUUCCUUGUCAUUUUGUCUGUAAUUCAUUUGAUGCCCCCAAUAUUUCAUUCUAGCUUGUACUUGCAGAUUCAAGUUAAAUCAAAUAUUCCUAGAUAGUAUGUGCCUGGGAAUAUUCUUAGAGCACAAUUCUAUGCAUGUUUAGACAGAAAAGACGUCCUACAAAUGCAUAGAAUUGUGUUCUUAAGCUACAUUUCAGAGCUAAUGGUUCUUUUAGGUAGUAUCUGACUAGACGUCACCCAAAGUGACAAAGUUAAUGACAUUUUACAAAGUACUAUUGCAGGAAAACAUCCUGAACUUUUAUAUAUAAAAUUAACUGUGCAUUUUGUUUGUUUGUCCCAGUUAGGUUAUAGAGAAAUCUAUAGCAGAUUGUAGCAUAAAUUAAAGACCUGGUUUACCUUUUGUGGGAUAGCUUAUUUUAAAAUGUACUUCAAGUGUGCAUGAGUUCUGAAAAUGGCCUUUGGUUUUUAUUUAUUUCACAUCAAGCACCAGCUUAACAUUCUUAUUUAUUUGUUUAUUUAAGUUGCUUGGUGAGACUUAUUUUUCUGAAUGUAAAUAUACAUUGGCAAUAUGGUAAUUAUAUCAUUGCUCUGAAUCUUGAUUGUACAGUUCAUUUUUCAGAAACUAUUUAGGUGUGUAUUGUUACACCAGAAGACUAGUAAUUAAGGUAUGCUUUCCUUAUCUAGAGUAAAAAAAAAUCUGGAAAUAUUUUGUCUUAGAGCAAUUAGUGGAUUUGAAGUAAACAAUUCUCUGUUACUUUGGCCUCAACUCUUUGGCAAUUUCAACAGGUCAACUGCAAUGUGUGAAAAUUACACCCAUUGAUUGGGAAACAAUGUUUCGUGUGUAUGUGUUUCUUUUUUAAACCAUUAAAUUAAAUGUAAUGCAUUCUUUAGCUUUGAAAAUGACAAUUGUAGCUGUGUUGUGUGGAAAUAAAUGAAAUAAAAAUAUCAAUAUCAAA
Messenger RNA from Elgaria multicarinata webbii, 3323 nucleotides. RefSeq names its product DnaJ heat shock protein family (Hsp40) member C18 (gene DNAJC18). Gene Ontology annotation, biological process: cellular response to misfolded protein. Lineage: Eukaryota; Metazoa; Chordata; Lepidosauria; Squamata; Anguidae. Gene Ontology annotation, cellular component: endoplasmic reticulum membrane. The coding region runs from base 152 to 1225 and encodes 357 amino acids. The transcript is spliced from 8 exons. The record is from RefSeq and is a predicted model, not a curated record. Gene Ontology annotation, molecular function: Hsp70 protein binding.